AUGCUCGCUGUCUACACUGUCGUCGUCGCUGCCCUUGCCUUCGCCAGCAACGUUGCUGCCGAGUCCCACCGCGUUACGUUCACCAACAACUGCGGCAAAGGCUCGCCCAAGUUCCUGUACCAGGGCAACUCCAGCCCUGGUGGCGCUCGCACCAUCCAGGGUGAGCUCAACGGCGGCAUCGCCUGGCUCUCCGGUGCCGACGGCUGCGAGAACAACGGCGUGAACUGCGGCGCCGUCGAGUUCACGCUCCAGAACACGGGCUACUCGCAGGCCGAUAUCACUCUUGAGCCCGAAGGCAACCACCUGUACAAGUACCCUCUCGGGUUCAACUUCAUCGACGGGUGCUCGGACGGUCUCCACUGCGGUUCGGCCAACUGCGCCGAGGCAUCGCACAGCCCCCCGCAGGUCCCCCUCAAGGACUGCCAGGCCAACAACUGUGGUAUCCACAUCACCUUCUGUUAA
Molecule: messenger RNA, 462 nt
Organism: Coniophora puteana RWD-64-598 SS2
Lineage: Eukaryota; Fungi; Basidiomycota; Agaricomycetes; Boletales; Coniophoraceae
Exons: 4
Coding region: 1-462 (153 amino acids)
Source: RefSeq, a predicted model, not a curated record